AUGGAUGAUGUCUUCAGUGUUGACAGCAAUUCGACUGGCGUCCAAAGGGGGCGACUUAGAAGAGGAGAACAUCCUAAGUGCAAGUGCAGGACAUAUGCCGUAAUAUCCAGGUCUCGCACAGCAGAAAAUCCGAAUAGGCUGUUCUUUGGCUGUCCUCACUUCAAGGAAAAGCAAGGAUAUUGUGAUUUUUUUUUUGUAUGGUUUGAUGAGAUUUUUGGGUAUUUGGUGGAUGAUGUAGUUGAAAGCCGUAGAUUGGCCUCUGUAGAGACAUGCGUGGGUGAAGAAUUUGGUGCAGGUUUAGAUUAUUGCUUAGAGGAGAAAGUGAAACAAUUGAAGGAGAUGUUAAUAAAGAGAAAUGAAGAUAGUUCAAAACUCAAGAAGGACAGUGUUCUAAGGUUGUUUAGUAGUGUAAUAAUAGGUGCACUUGUAGUUGUGAUUCUGUUUUGUAUCUAUGUGGUGGUUAUUUAA
This is a messenger RNA of Arachis ipaensis, 468 nucleotides long. The record is from RefSeq and is a predicted model, not a curated record. Lineage: Eukaryota; Viridiplantae; Streptophyta; Magnoliopsida; Fabales; Fabaceae.